AUGAGCUACCACCAGGCAGGGGGUAAUGGCUACGGCGAGAGCCACCAUCUAAAUGACAUGUCGCGUCCGGGUGACCAUCCCGACGCUGCCUACGAGGGUGAUUCUUUGCUUCACCCCAACCCUACCGGUGCGAGAGAAGGCCCUUUCGACGACCCUUCGCACGACGGCCAUAUGCAAGCCCCGCCGCGCCCCGUGUCGGCUUACAGCCUGACGGAAACCUACGCCGACGGCUCCAGCUCUGGCACGCCCUACGGCUACGACCAGAACGGAUACAAUGCGGCUGAUGAUGUCUACGGCGGCACCGAUGCCGCGCAGCAGUUCGGCCCAGGCCAGGACCGCGCUGCCUCGCCCUACAGCAGGAGCGAGACGAGCUCCACCGAGGCCUGGCGCCAGCGCCAGCAGCCCGGCGGUGCCGCCGGCGGCCUGAAGCGUGCUGCCACGCGUAAGGUCCGCCUCGUCCAGGGUGCCGUUCUGAGUGCCGAUUAUCCUGUGCCUUCGGCCAUUCAGAAUGCCAUCCAGGCCAAGUACCGCAAUGACCUGGAGAGCGGCAGUGAGGAGUUCACCCACAUGCGCUACACGGCCGCUACCUGCGACCCCAACGAUUUCACGCUGAAGAACGGUUACAAUCUGCGUCCGGCUAUGUACAACCGUCACACCGAGCUGCUGAUCGCCGUCACCUACUACAACGAAGACAAGGUCUUGACUGCCAGAACGCUGCACGGUGUUAUGCAGAACAUCCGUGACAUCGUCAACCUGAAGAAGUCCGAGUUCUGGAACAAGGGUGGUCCCGCCUGGCAAAAGAUUGUCGUCUGCUUGGUUUUCGAUGGUAUCGAUCCUUGCGACAAGGGCACGCUCGACGUCCUCGCAACCAUCGGUAUCUACCAGGACGGUGUCAUGAAGAGGGAUAUCGACGGAAAGGAGACGACUGCACACAUUUUCGAAUACACCACCCAGCUGUCGGUUACCCCGAACCAGCAGCUGAUCCGCCCCCACGACGACAGCUCCAGCACCCUCCCCCCUGUCCAGAUGAUGUUCUGUCUGAAGCAGAAGAACACCAAGAAGAUCAACUCCCACCGUUGGCUCUUCACUGCUUUCGGCCGCAUUCUGAACCCCGAAGUCGUCAUCCUGAUCGAUGCCGGUACCAAGCCCGGCCCCAAGUCCCUGCUUGCUCUGUGGGAGGCUUUCUACAACGACAAGGAUCUCGGUGGUGCUUGUGGUGAAAUUCACGCCAUGUUGGGUAAGGGUUGGAAGAACCUCGUCAACCCGCUCGUCGCCGCGCAGAACUUCGAGUACAAGAUCAGUAACAUUCUCGACAAGCCGCUGGAGUCCUCCUUCGGUUACGUCUCCGUGUUGCCUGGUGCUUUCUCGGCCUACCGUUUCCGUGCUAUCAUGGGUCGUCCGCUGGAGCAGUACUUCCACGGUGACCACACCCUGUCGAAGAUUCUCGGCAAGAAGGGUAUCGAGGGUAUGAACAUUUUCAAGAAGAACAUGUUCUUGGCCGAGGAUCGUAUUCUCUGUUUCGAACUGGUCGCCAAGGCCGGCUCCAAGUGGCAUCUUACCUACGUCAAGGCCUCCAAGGGUGAAACCGAUGUGCCGGAAGGUGCGCCCGAAUUCAUCGGUCAGCGUCGUCGUUGGCUUAACGGUUCGUUCGCUGCCAGUAUUUACGCGUUGAUGCACUUCAGCCGUAUGUACAAAUCUGGCCACAACUUCCUCCGCAUGUUUUUCCUGCACAUCCAGCUCGUCUACAACUUCGCGACCCUCUUCGUUACCUGGUUUGCUCUGGCUUCCUACUGGCUCACGACCACCGUCAUCAUGGACCUUGUCGGUAUCCCCGAGUCUGCAGAUGAGUCGAGCAGCGGCCAGCAGAAGAACGCCUGGCCUUUCGGCAACACGGUCACGCCCAUCUUCAACACGGUUCUCAAGUACGCGUACCUGGCAUUCCUCCUUCUGCAGUUCAUUCUCGCGCUCGGUAACCGUCCCAAGGGUUCGCGUUACUCGUAUGUCGUGUCGUUCUGCGUCUUCGGUUUGAUCCAGCUCUACGUCGUCAUUCUGUCCAUGUACCUGGUCGUCCAGGCGUUCACGAGCCCGCUCUCGCAGGGUCUUGACACGACCUCGGCGUCUGCCUUCGCUGCGUCGUUCUUCUCGUCGGAUGGUGUCGGUAUCAUUAUCAUUGCGCUGGCGGCUACUUUCGGUCUCUACUACAUUGCCUCGUUCCUCUACCUGGACCCGUGGCACAUGUUCACGUCUUUCCCGCAGUACCUGCUCAUCGCCUCGUCGUAUAUCAACAUUCUGAACGUCUACGCCUUCUCCAACUGGCACGAUGUUUCUUGGGGUACCAAGGGUUCCGACAAGGCUGAUGUCCUGCCCUCUGCCAAGACGGACAACGACGGAAAGCACACGGUCAUUGAGGAGCCGGAUGUUCCUCAGGCGGAUAUUGACAGUCAGUUCGAGCAGACGGUGAAGCGUGCUCUGCAGCCCUUCGUGCCUGAGGUCGAAGACACUGCCAAGACGCUUGACGAUUCGUACAAGUCUUUCAGAACUCACUUGACGACUGCAUGGAUUUUCUCCAACGCCCUUCUGGCCGUUGUCAUUACCAGUGACAACUUCGAUAAGUUUGGUUUCACGUCUGGUGCUUCCCAACGUACGGCACGCUUCUUCCAGGCCCUGCUGUGGACGACGGCCUUCAUGUCUUUGAUUCGUUUCUUCGGCUGCCUGUGGUUCCUGGGCAAGACCGGUAUCCUGUGCUGCUUUGCCAGGAGAUAG
Messenger RNA from Lasiodiplodia theobromae, 2763 nucleotides. Its product is annotated as Chitin synthase b. Gene Ontology annotation, cellular component: cell septum; cell periphery. Gene Ontology annotation, molecular function: chitin synthase activity. Lineage: Eukaryota; Fungi; Ascomycota; Dothideomycetes; Botryosphaeriales; Botryosphaeriaceae. The coding region runs from base 1 to 2763 and encodes 920 amino acids. The transcript has 5 exons. The record is from RefSeq and is a predicted model, not a curated record.